Chrysoperla carnea is the source of this 1482-nucleotide messenger RNA. RefSeq names its product probable tubulin polyglutamylase TTLL2. Bases 1 to 1482 code for a protein of 493 amino acids. Gene Ontology annotation, biological process: microtubule cytoskeleton organization; protein polyglutamylation. Gene Ontology annotation, cellular component: cilium. Gene Ontology annotation, molecular function: tubulin-glutamic acid ligase activity; tubulin binding. The record is from RefSeq and is a predicted model, not a curated record. The transcript is spliced from 8 exons. NCBI's taxonomy places the organism in Eukaryota, Metazoa, Arthropoda, Insecta, Neuroptera, Chrysopidae.
AUGAGUGAUAUGUAUCAAUGUUUUGGCGAUGGACCUUUUAUUUAUCGGCUAAAUGACAAUGGAAAUGGACCGACAUUAUUGACGCAAGUUUGUAUUGAACGUGGUUGGCGAGAAUAUACACCGGAAAAUGGUGAUAAUUGGAAUUUAUGGUGGCGUACAUCUGGUUUUCCAUUUUCACAAUAUAAGGAAAUUAAAUAUUCACAGUUUACAAACCACAUACCUAAAGGUGCAUCCAUAUGCCGAAAAGAUAAUUUAGCACGUCAUUUAAAGCGUAUGCGUAAAGUAUACGGAUCCAUAUAUGAUUUUAGUCCACAUUGUUAUAACAUACCAUUAGAAUAUACAAAGUUAGCUGCAGAAUGUACACGGUCAUUACGUAAUAUGCAGGCACCUGUAUGGAUAUGUAAGCCUGUAGCUCAAUCACAAGGACGUGGUAUAUUUUUAUUUCGGAAAUUAAGCGACUUAACAUAUGAAACCAAUUCAGUUGUACAACGAUACAUCGAAAAACCACUAUUAAUUGGUGGAUAUAAGUUCGAUUUACGUUUAUAUGUUUGUGUUCCAUCAUAUCACCCUUUAACGAUAUAUUUGUAUCGUGAAGGUUUAGUACGAUUUGGUACCGAUAAAUUUACAUUAAGUGAUUUAAAUAACCCGUUUCGACAUUUAACAAAUAGUUCAAUUAAUAAAAUGGGUCCGGGAUAUUCGGAAGUGAAAGAACGAAUUGGAUCUGGCUGUAAAUGGACAAUACGUCAAUUACGUCGAUAUUUUCAACAUGCUGGUAUGAUGGACUGGCUAUUGUGGCAGAGAAUCGCAUGUUUAGUAGUGUUAACAAUUUUAAGCCAUGCACCAUUAAUUCCACAAACUGUUAACUGUUUUGAGUUUUUUGGAUUUGAUGUGCUUUUGGAUUCAGAAAUGAGACCUUGGUUACUGGAGGUAAAUUUAAGUCCGGCAUUGGGUAACGAUUGCCAAGCAGAUGAAGAAGUCAAGCGACCAUUAUUACACGAUCUUUUCGAUUUGAUGGGUCUUCCAUUGUAUAACACUGGUUUAGCAUUAUAUACAAUACAGCAAAGUAUUCAUUCGGAUGAUGAAAAAGAUGAGCCAUUACAUCACACGAAAACUAGAAAAUCAGUAUUAAAUGCUGCGGGGCGCUGGAAAAAACAUCGUAAAGGAAGCAGUGGUCGUGGUAAAAGUAGUAAAUCAAAAAAUACAUCUAAUAAAUCAUCACAUAACAGCUUAUAUCAAAGCUAUUAUAGUAACCAAAUUGUUCUGCCAACGAAACCGCGUUUAUGGGAAACAAUUACAUCCAGUAAUAAUAUGAAUGCCAGUUGGUUUCAAACACGAAAAGGUGUAUGGGGUAAUGGGCGUGAUUGGAAAGAAUCACCAAUUAGUGAAGGGGGUUGGACAAGAUUAUUUCCAUAUAUUGACGAUGGUGAUAACAUGAUAAGAGAUGAUGGGAGUGUUAAAAAAAUGGUUUCACAAGAAAAAUAG